UGACGUCGAACGUCAAAAUAAACUUGUGAAAGUCGUGUUGUUUUGAACAUGUUUUGAAUAUAUUUAUGUAAAAAUGUAUUUAAUUAUAUUACUUCUGUUUACAUACGUAAGCUAUGGAUCUGCGUUGUUCCCCUUCGUGUAUCCUAGGAUUGAACUGGCAGCGUUCCCUGGAGGUGCCGGUACACCAUUAUAUAUCACUCCUUUUUUGAAUAACGGAUCUAUAGACGCCGCGCAGGAACUGUCCAGGGUAUCUUUGACUACCAAACUCGGUUUCGAGAGCCAUGCCGGUUUUUUCACUGUGGAUGAACAUUAUCAAUCUAACCUGUACUUCUGGUACUUCCCGACGUUUUCCGAAGAUCCAAAUGCGCCAGUUAUUUUAUGGUUGCAAGGCGGGCCCGGCGGAAGCUCCUUGUUCGGACUUUUUACAGAAAUAGGACCUUUGAUAGCUACUAAAAAUGGCUUUAAGUUAAGGAAGCACCACUGGGCACUGAACAGCCAUCUUAUUUUCAUAGACAAUCCUGUUGGCACUGGUUUUAGUUUUACUAACAGUGAAGAGGGUUACUGUACGGAUCAAGACUGUGUCGCUCGCGGCUUGUACAAUGCUAUGCAGCAAUUCUUCACUCUCUUUCCUAAUUUAAGAAGUCACAAGUUUUUCAUAACUGGUGAAUCUUAUGCUGGAAAAUAUAUACCCGCUUUAGGUAUGGAGAUACAUAAUCAAAAUCCUGUAGCUGAUAAUAAAAUUAAUCUACAGGGUAUGGCAAUGGGAAAUGCUUACUGCGACCCUGUUCACCAACUAGAUUACGGUAACUACUUGUAUCAACAUGGACUUUUAGAUAAACACCAACUACAAGUGUUUGAGACACUUCAAGAAAAAAUUGUGAAUGAAAUAAGCAAAGAAAACUGGGUGCAAGCAGAUUUGUUAAUGGACAUAAUGAUGGAUGGAGAUGAGAAUUUCUCAUACUUCAAGAACUACACUGGUUUUGAUAACUAUUACAACUUUCUCAAAACAAGCGGAGUGGAUAUCACUAUAUUUGCUAAAUUGCUGCAGAACGAUGAAGCUCGAAAUAGCAUCCAUGUUGGUGACUUGCCGUUUCACUCCGGUAAAGAAGUGCAGUUACAUUUAGCAUUAGACAUACUGAAAUCUGUGGCACCACAUGUUCAAACAUUGCUGUCUCACUACCCAAUACUUAUAUACAAUGGACAGUUAGAUAUAAUUGUUGCUUAUCCUUUAACAGAAAAGUUUCUUCAGAACUUAGACUUCAGUGCUGCUGAGGAGUACAAAACUGCUCCAAGGAAGAUAUGGAGGGUCGGGGAUGAGGUGGCAGGGUACAGGAAGAAAGCCGGCAACUUGACAGAGGUGCUGGUGAGAAAUGCUGGGCAUAUGGUGCCACAUGAUCAGCCGAAGUGGGCAUUUGAUAUGAUCACUCGUUUUAUUCAAAGCAAAAUGUGACUUGAUCUCCAUACAUUUUGACUCUGAGUUAAAAGACUUAAAUUAUACCAAAUGGGAACAAAGUAAUAAGGUAAUAUGUUUGAAAUGUAUGUAAUAUUUUCUACUUAAUAAUUAUGAAUCUCAUUUUUACUUGAUAUGGUGUAGGAAUAGCUGGGACAUGUUUUGUAUGGAUAGUAAUAGUUUAUUACUACAGUCAAUCAAUUUACAUCCUAGGCCACUGUAGAACCUUUGCACAGUAAACUUCAAUGUAAUUUCUAUGACUAAUACACAGCUAAUAGAAUAGGGUGUCAAUAAGAUAGGGUUCUAGAGUAGCCUAGGAUUCAUUGACCAUACUUAGAUAUUAUGUAAUGAGAUAUACUAGUUUUUAUAAAUAAAAUUCAUUUUAAUUAA
This is a messenger RNA of Leguminivora glycinivorella, 1840 nucleotides long. RefSeq names its product venom serine carboxypeptidase-like. Gene Ontology annotation, molecular function: serine-type carboxypeptidase activity. Gene Ontology annotation, biological process: proteolysis. The record is from RefSeq and is a predicted model, not a curated record. NCBI's taxonomy places the organism in Eukaryota, Metazoa, Arthropoda, Insecta, Lepidoptera, Tortricidae.